AUGGCCGACCUCCAAGGCCGCAAAGUCUUCAAAGUCUUCAACCAAGACUUCGUCGUCGACGAGCGCUACACCGUCACCAAAGAGCUCGGGCAGGGCGCCUACGGCAUCGUCUGCGCGGCCACCAACAACACGACCGGCGAGGGCGUCGCGAUCAAGAAAAUCACCAAUGUCUUCAGCAAGAAGAUCCUCGCCAAGCGGGCCCUGCGCGAGAUCAAGCUGCUGCAGCAUUUCCGCGGGCACCGGAAUAUCACCUGCUUGUACGAUAUGGAUAUUCCCAGGCCGGAGAGCUUUAAUGAGACGUACUUGUAUGAGGAACUCAUGGAAUGCGACCUCGCAGCCAUCAUCCGCUCCGGCCAACCGCUCACCGACGCCCACUUCCAAUCCUUCAUCUACCAGAUCCUCUGCGGCCUCAAGUACAUCCACAGCGCCAACGUGCUGCACCGCGACCUCAAGCCGGGCAACCUGCUCGUCAACGCCGACUGCGAGCUCAAGAUUGCCGAUUUCGGGCUGGCGCGCGGCUUCAGCAUAGACCCGGAGGAGAAUGCCGGGUACAUGACUGAAUACGUCGCGACGCGGUGGUACAGGGCGCCGGAGAUUAUGCUGAGCUUUCAGAGCUAUACCAAAGCUAUCGACGUCUGGUCCGUCGGCUGCAUCCUCGCCGAGCUGCUCGGCGGCAAACCCUUCUUCAAAGGCCGCGACUACGUCGACCAGCUCAACCAGAUCCUGCACUUCCUCGGCACGCCGUCCGAGUCGACGCUCUCGCGCAUCGGCUCCCCGCGCGCCCAGGAGUAUGUGCGCAACCUGCCAUACAUGAGCAAAGUGCCCUUCCACCAGCUCUUCCCGCGCGCCAACCCGGACGCGCUGGACUUGCUGGACCGCAUGCUCGCGUUCGACCCCUCGCAACGCGUGGGCGUGGAAGAGGCGCUCGAACACCGCUACCUGGCCAUCUGGCACGACGCCUCCGACGAGCCCGCGUGCCCCAAACCCUUCGACUUCGGCUUCGAGACCGUCGAAGAGGUGCCCGAAAUGCGCCAGAUGAUUCUAGCAGAGGUGAAGGCUUUCCGGCAGUCGGUGCGAGCGCCGCAGCAGGUGCCCUUCUCGAAUCAGCCCGGGGGUGGACAGCAGCAGGUGCCCAUCCCGCAGGGGUAUGAUCCGGGGAGUUAUGAGGACCCGCGGCCGCAGGAGAACAUGCUGGGGAGGGGGGCGGAUUUGGAGAGGGAGUUGCAGGGCGGGUUGGAUGCUAUGAGGUGA
Saxophila tyrrhenica is the source of this 1251-nucleotide messenger RNA. RefSeq names its product mitogen activated protein kinase 2 (gene tmk2). The transcript is spliced from 3 exons. Lineage: Eukaryota; Fungi; Ascomycota; Dothideomycetes; Mycosphaerellales; Extremaceae. The record is from RefSeq and is a predicted model, not a curated record. Gene Ontology annotation, cellular component: cytoplasm; nucleus. Gene Ontology annotation, molecular function: ATP binding; MAP kinase activity. The coding region runs from base 1 to 1251 and encodes 416 amino acids. Gene Ontology annotation, biological process: intracellular signal transduction; protein phosphorylation.